This is a messenger RNA of Capsicum annuum, 1398 nucleotides long. RefSeq lists its product as uncharacterized. Lineage: Eukaryota; Viridiplantae; Streptophyta; Magnoliopsida; Solanales; Solanaceae. The record is from RefSeq and is a predicted model, not a curated record. Bases 501 to 929 code for a protein of 142 amino acids. The transcript has 3 exons.
CCAAAAGGAAAAGGAAUAAUUAUGUGUAGUUGGCGGGGUUCGAAGCGAAAGACAUGAGUUUUAUUUGAAUUUUGCAGCUUGUGAAUGGAUGGCAAGGAUUGAAAAUAACUAAAAAGAAAGUGACGAUCAUGUGGCAGGAUAGUUACAAAUACCCAUCAGAGGAGAGAGACAAGUAACAGAAAAUUGGUGCUCAUUCUUCUCCUCUUUUUCCUCUAAUUUUCUCUCCUUUCUCUUCUCUCCCAAAUCUCUUUCUAAUUCUUAUCUCAUCUAAAUCUGCAAGUUCUCAUGGAUUAAAUGGCUUUCCUUCCUAUCCAUUUUCAGUUAUAGUUUUCAUUUUCAUUGUAUUUGAGACCCAUUUGUCUAUUUUUCGAUUAAUGAGAAAAUCCGAAAAUUCCCAAAAUAUUCUGAGUUGAUUUAAUCUUCGUAAACUAAUUUGAGACCUCAGUCGAGGUCAUAACAAGUGGUACCAGAGCUCAGAUCGGGCGAUCUGUGUGGUAAGGAUGGCAGAGGGCACUCGCUGGAAGUUGACUGAUGAGAAGCUAGCUCGUCAUGAUGAAAUGCUGGCAGAUCUGUUAAACUCACAACAGGAGGUAAAGAACAUACAAGUUGGAAUACAAGGGAUACUAGAAUUGAUCCUUGAUCGUUUGGGUGCUUUGGAAAGGGGACCAGCAGGCCAGAACAUUGGCAUUGGACUGUUGUCUAAUCCAGCUCAGGAUGUAAGAAAAAGGCAUCCACCAACUCCAAUUUUGCCACCGAAGUGGGAACUACCUCAAUUCGAAGGUCACGAACCUAAGCUUGUGAAUGGACGACAAGGAUUGAAAAUAACUAAAAAGAAAGCGACGAUCGUGAUGAAGCCACGUGGCAGGGUAGUUACAAAUACCCAUCAGAGGAGAGAGACAAGUAACAGAAAAUUGGUUCUCAUGGAUUAAAUGGUUUCCCUUCCUAUCCAUUUUUAGUUAUAGUUUUCAUUUUCAUUGUAUUUGAGACCCAUUUAUCUAUUUUUCGAUUAAUGAGAAAAUCUGAAAAAUUCUCAAAAUAUUCUGAGUUGAUUUAAUCUUCGUAAACUAAUUUGAGACCUCAGUCGAGGUCGUAACAUUUAGAGCAGACUUAUUCCUUGUUAAACAAUGGUGCAUAUAUAUAUACAUUUACUGUUUAAUAAAUAGUGCAUAUGACACCUGUUUCUUUUUAACAGACCAAUAUCUACUGUAUCAAAAAAAAAGUUCAAAACUGAAUUUAAAAGUAUUUCAAAUCCUUAAAAAAUACCAAAAACUGAAUUUGAGUUUUUGAAAUAUAGACAAAAGGGAGUGUAACGCCCCGCGAUUCGGGCUACAAUAUAGACCAUGAUUUUGAUGCAUUGCGAAUUCCGAAGCCAUAAAAUCCUAUGCCAAUACGGAAUGU